Linum tenue is the source of this 2871-nucleotide messenger RNA. The record is from the annotation of a GenBank genome assembly. Lineage: Eukaryota; Viridiplantae; Streptophyta; Magnoliopsida; Malpighiales; Linaceae.
CAGAUCUGGGUUAAUUAAUCUAAUCUGUUUAUAGAUCAGGAAAUUCGACGCGGAUCGCCAGCGUGGCGGGUGAUUUAUAAACGAACUCGUUCCCUAACCCAACUCAGUUUCCCCAUCAAUCUCCCAAAAAAGCAAAAAUCCCCCAAAUCCGAUUUAGCAGCCAUUUCCGACCCAUUUUCUCUCCAUUUUCAAAUUCCGCUUCCUUGAUUCUUCUCCCUGCUCGUGAUACACAUCAAUGGAUUCCGUAGCGAGGUCAGAAACUACGGCGGCGACACCGAAGGGCGCCGGCGGGAGACGAGGAGGGGGCAAUCGGAAGAAGGCGGUUUCCAAAUCGGCGAGGGCCGGGCUCCAGUUCCCCGUCGGCCGUGUUUUCCGGUUCCUGAAGAAAGGCCGUUACGCCCAGAGGUACGGCGCUGGAUCUCCGAUCUACCUCGCUGCCGUUCUCGAGUAUCUUGCCGCCGAGGUUCUGGAACUGGCUGGGAAUGCGGCGAGGGACAACAAGAAGAACAGGAUAAACCCGAGGCACCUUCUUCUGGCGGUGAGGAACGAUGAGGAGCUGGGGAAGCUGCUGCAAGGAGUCACCAUUGCUAGUGGAGGUGUUCUUCCCAAUAUCAAUCCAGUCCUCCUGCCCAAGAAGAAGAUCUCCGAAAGUUCCUCUGCAUCGGAGCCGAAAUCCCCAAAGAAGAAGGGCGCUUCAAAAGCUGAAUGAAAAUCCAUAGUUAGAUUUUGUUCCCGUGUAAUUGAAUGAGCGAACGAUUGUAGUAGUUAAAAUUGUCAGCCAUGGCAGUGAAAAUUUGCAGUAGCACUAGUUCUUAGGUCAUAUAUAAUAUAUAGAUCAAUUAGUUGCUCUCUUCUUGUUCAAGUACUCUGUAGCUAAAGUUGAUAAUGGAAAAAUCAUCCCUUUGUUGAGUUCUCUACUUCAUUCUCAAUUGCAUUUCAUCGUGGGCUGAAAAAGAUGGCCUGAUGCUUAAUCCCGUGGGCCACGCAAGGGGCCCAAAAGGCAAUAAGUGUUUGUGUUGUCUCCCAAUUCCGAAGCUUCUCGAGGUUCUUUCCGCGCGCGGUGAGAGAUUAAUCGGCGCAAGCAACCAACAGUCGGCACAGUAGCAGAAUGAAUUCACUUCUGAGAAAAGCUACCGGAGAUGCUUUCCGCCGGAUCGCCGCCUUAGCUGCUGGCGCCGGCGGUGGGACGGCUCUCCUUUACGCGGAUGCGAAGUCGGAUUACAGUGCGAGGGUAUCACUUUCGAUACCCGAGGAAUGGCGGCAAUCGCAAUCGGUUCUGUGCCCGGUUCCUUCUUCCGUUUCAGCAGAGUACGGGGAAUUUGGAAAUCUUCUAUUGUUUUCGUCUAGAAUUGGUCCGGUGCCUUCGGCUGGCGCUGAUAAUGGAGGUAGUGAAGAUGUUGGAGAUAAACACAAACCAAAUUGCGGAUGUUUGGGGAGGGAUACUAUUGCCAAUGCAGCUGCUAGGGUUGCUCCAGCUGUUGUCAAUCUUUCUGUUCCACAUGGGUUAUAUGGGUAUCCUGCUGGAAAGAGUAUUGGGUCUGGAACUAUUAUCGACGCUAAUGGUACAAUCUUAACGUGCGCUCAUGUGGUGGUUGAUUAUCGGGGCAUGAGACCUUUGUCUAAGGGAAAGUUAUUUCAGGUUGAUGUCACUUUGCAAGAUGGCAGAACAUUCGAAGGCACAGUUCUGAAUGCAGAUUUACAUUCUGAUAUUGCCAUUGUGAAGAUAGAUUCCAAAACUCCAUUACCAGUAGCAAAACUUGGUUCUUCAUGUAAGCUUCGUCCUGGGGAAUGGGUGUUGGCUACGGGCUGCCCGCUCUCUUUACAAAAUACUGUUACAGUUGGUAUUAUAAGUUGUGUUGAUCGUAAAAGCAGUGACCUGGGUCUUGGAGGAGUUCGACGUGAGUAUCUACAGACAGACUGUGCAAUCAAUGCGGGAAAUUCUGGUGGACCGCUUGUUAACAUUGAUGGAGAAGUCGUCGGAGUCAAUAUCAUGAAAGUAUUGGCUGCAGAUGGACUGAGUUUUGCCGUUCCAAUUGAUUCGGUUGCAAAAAUUAUAGAGCAUUUAAGAAAGAGUGGAAGAGUCGUCCGGCCUUGGAUUGGUUUGAAAAUGAUUGAACUCAAUGACAUGAUCAUCGCUCAACUGAAAGAAAGGGAUGAGAUGUUCCCUGAUGUGGACAGUGGCAUUUUUGUACCUAUGGUUACGCCGGGAUCCCCUGCACACCGUGCCGGAUUUCAACCUGGCGAUGUUCUGAUCCAAUUCGACGGAAGACCCGUUGGGAGUGUCAAGGAGGUGAUCGACAUCAUGGAUGAUAGAGUCAGCGUACCCUUAAAAGCUAUAGUAAAGAGGUCGAAAGACAUGACCGUAACCUUGACUGUCAUCCCAGAAGAAGCAAAUCCACAGAUCUGAAUGCUAAGUUUGGCACCAUCUCUUUUUGUUACCAAUUGAGAAUUGAGUUUGUCGAGGAUUACAAAUUGGUAUGACGAUGGUGCAAGGGAUGUCGGGUACUCCAAUAACCAUUCACACCCGGCAUUGCAUAGAUUACGUCGGAUAGUAUGGCUCAAGGCGUUGGCUCAAGGGCAGCUAGAUAGGAUGAGUUUAGAACAGAGAGGCCUGACAGCUUGUUUGAAUUGAUGAGUUGUUUUUCUGAGUGUUUGUAAUAAUGGAUUGUGCAUUGCAUUGCUUUUCGAAUAGUGAAUACAUAAAUUUGAAGAAUGCAGCGUGGAUGAAUGCUUCUGGUUAUGGAUUCUGAGACGAAAUUUUGACUUGAGAGAUCGAACUUUCACUAAGGGGUCGUUUGGAGAACAGGAUUCAGGAUGUGGAUUUACUGAAUCUGUAGAUUUUAUAGAAAGUUAUGUUUUUUUUGUUGCUUU